AUGUCUCAACAUGCGCUGGUUCUGAAGGAAUUUGGGCACCCUCUCGUCCUGGAGAGUCGGCCCAUUCCCAAGCCAGAACCCAAUGAGAUAUUGAUCAAAAUACUGUCUGUUGGAUUGAACCCACACGACCACAAGAUCCGAGACCAUGGCAUCAUCGUCAAAGCCGAAGAUUUACCGUACAUUGGGGCAAAUGAUAUCGCCGGCUUGGUAGAGCUGGUGGGGUCAAAUGUAUCAUCUUUCAGGCCAGGCGAUCGAGUGUUUGCGCAGGCCAAUACGAGAAGCUUAGACGGAGGUGGCCUUCAGCAAUUUGCCACAAUUUCGGCAGAUCUGGUUGGUAGGACCCCUCCAUCGGCCAACCAUGACGAUGUAGCAACACUUCCAACUGUUGCCAUGGCUGCAUUUAUAGCCUUAUUCCAUGAAUCUGGCCUUGGUCUUCCGCUCUUUCAUGGGAUGAAGGAGUUCGAUUACCCUUCGCAAAGCCUGUUGGUCAUCGGGGGCGGGUCCAGCUGCGGCAAAUUGGUCAUCGAAUUCGCGCGACUAGUAGGCUUCGGCAAGAUAAUUGCCAUCGCGUCCAAAAUGCCUGAGAAAGAGGCCGAACUGAGGAAACUAGGCGCCACGCUUGUAAUUGAUAGACACGCUGAGAAUUUGGCAGAGGAAGCCCGCAAAGUUAUCGGCGACGACUUGAUUUAUGCCGUCGACACAAUCAACAUCGGCGACGGCCAGAAACUUGGAGUGACCCUGCUCUCAACCCACAGGAAGGGCACACUCAUAACGCUUUUACCUGGAAAUGUGGAUGAGGCGGCCGUUGCAGAUAAAAAUGCAAGGCAUGACGUGCGAUUCUCGAUGGGCAUUGGACAUUUACACCGUGAGCUGGGAGUACAGUUCUGGCAACAUAUCACCGGCUGGCUGGACUCGGGUAGCAUUCGAUACCUGCCAUAUCGGGUAAUAGGCGGUUUGAAGGCGGACGAGGUCAAUGCGGCGCUGGACAAAAUUGCCCAGGGAGAGACUGUGAAGAAUGUUGUGCACCCGAACGAGGAUUGA
Molecule: messenger RNA, 1041 nt
Organism: Penicillium daleae
Lineage: Eukaryota; Fungi; Ascomycota; Eurotiomycetes; Eurotiales; Aspergillaceae
Product: zinc-binding alcohol dehydrogenase family protein
Exons: 2
Coding region: 1-1041 (346 amino acids)
Molecular function (GO): oxidoreductase activity, acting on NAD(P)H
Source: RefSeq, a predicted model, not a curated record